AUGACGAGGCGACGCCAUGGCUGGCAACGACCAUUUCACCCUUUACAGAUUGUUGGAGCUGUUAUUUAUAGUGUUCUGGUAACAGCCUUCUAUGUAUUCCUCGGAUUCUUCGUUGGGAAUCGAAUUGCUAUUAUCGCACUUCUUUCGGUUUUCUCCUUUGUGGCGGUUUCGGUUAUAGUUUUAUUCGUUAGGUGUACCGCGAUUGAUCCUACGGAUAAAACUAGUGCUAGGAAAAAAAGAAAGGCUAAAUCAAAAGGAGUCUUGAUGAAGCUAAGAUUCAAGGUUGUUUUAGGCCAAGUUGUUGUGAGGUUUUUCAGGAGAUUAGAGAGGAAGAUCUUAAGGAAUUUUCUCAGAAGAACGUAUUUAGAUCCAUGGAAAAGCAGCAUACAGCUCGAACCGCUUCUUCCAUUUCCACUUGUCAUGAAAGAUGAUGAUAAUGCUGUUACACCUGACCCUAAAGAAGAAGAUGAUAUCUCUUAUUGUUCACUUUGUGAUUUAGAGGUUAAACGAAGCAGUAAGCAUUGCAGGACAUGUAACCGAUGUGUUGAAGGGUUUGAUCACCAUUGCAGGUGGCUUAAUAACUGUGUUGGGAAAAGGAAUUACACAACUUUCAUACUCCUGAUGGUUUUCGUCUUGCUCAUGCUAACUAUAGAAGGUGGAACAGCUAUUGCUAUAUUUGUAAGAUGUUUUGUAGACAAGAAAGGAAUGGAAACCGAAUUAAAGAGACGGCUUUAUGUAGAGUUCCCUAGAUGGGCUCUUGCUACAAUAUCUGUUUUCUUGGUUUUGUUAACGGCUUACGGUUCAGCAGCCAUGGGACAGCUUUUCCUCUUCCAUGUUGUUCUCAUUAGAAAGGGAAUGAGAACAUAUGACUAUAUAUUAGCAAUGAGGGAAGAGAAUCAGUUUACAGAAGUUGAUCCUUUUGUUGAAUUGGAUUCAUCUUCUGAUGAAAGUUCCGAUUUUGAUUCGCCCGAAAGACCAAGACAAAUGUUUAUCUCCAAGUUUAUGUGUAGGAAAGCAAAUGAGAACGAGCAGAGAUUAUCGAUAAAGAUCGAAGGAGAUGGAGGUUCGCCUUCUUCCACGUUGAUCAACAAGAAACCGGGUUUUCAUGUAAGCAUAAAUCCAUGGAAACUGAUAACAUUAAGCAGUGAAAAGGCUCUACAAGCAGCUGAGAAAGCAAAAGAAAGACUGAGGAAAGCGAAACCGGUUUCUGAGACCGAAGAAGAUUCACUUAAACCACUUCCAUUAGAGACGAAAUUCGGACUUCUUUUAGAUCCAGACAAUAACAAGACUGUGUUACAACAACCUUCAACAUCUGUAGCAGCUAAGCUUCAGGUUUCACCAGGAAGAUUCUCUAGCCCAAGAAGAAGGUUCUCAGGCUCUUCUUCUUCUUCCGUUGUGCCAUCACCGAAGCAGAAGUACCGGAGUAACUUUGACUUGAAGCUAACGGAAGUCUCUAGAGAGCUUGAAAGUUACAUCUCAAGACAGGUUUUGUGUUCUGUGAUAAAGCAAGAUGGAAGUGAAGCAUCACCAAGAUAA
Molecule: messenger RNA, 1536 nt
Organism: Arabis nemorensis
Lineage: Eukaryota; Viridiplantae; Streptophyta; Magnoliopsida; Brassicales; Brassicaceae
Source: the annotation of a GenBank genome assembly